AUGCUGCAAGGAACCCCCGCAGCGGCCGUGGAGGCGGUGGUCUGGGCUCUUCUGGGCACCCUGACCUGGUAUCAGUGGCGGCGCCACGCAACCGCCGCCAGCGGCGCCGCCGCCGCCCAACAGCAGCCGGCAGCCCAGGAUGCAGCCAUUGAUGCCGCAGCGCACGCCAUUGUGGACACGGCCGAGGAGGAGGCGCAGCGCAAGGUGCAUAUUGUGGGCAGCAGCGUCAACAUCCCAGACAUGAGCGCCAACCUCAAGGCCAAGGUCACGGUGAGCGAGCAGCAGCAGAGCGACCCGCGCCUGCUGGCCGCCGUGUAUGAUGACAUGGCGCAGAAGUUUGAGGGGCACGGGCUGACGCUGCCUGCGGUGGAGGCGAUGCGGCAGUACUUUGAAAACCUGGAGGGGCCCGGCGAGGCGGUGCCGCUUGACUAUGACCGCUUCCCGGUGCCGCUGCCGCCGGGGGCGGUGCGCCUGGGGGUGAUCUUCUUUCAGGAGUGCAACCGGCGGCUGGCGGAGCUGGUGUGGCAGGCGGCACAGGAGGUGCUGCGUGCGCUGCCGCCGGGCAGCAGCGCGCACGCCAACAAGCCCUCCCACUACCACAUCACCGUGUACAUGACCAGCCAGCCGCACACGCUCAGGCCAGACCCGUUUGACCCAGCCAGCGGCGGCCUCAAGCUGGACGGCACGCCGCAGGAGCAGGCCGAGUCUGCCAGGCCCGACCCUCAGCGCCUGACCCAGGAGAUUGAGGCGUUCAGGGUGGCGGCGGCGGGCACAGAUGCGCCGCGGUUUGAAGUGCACCGACUGGUGAUGGCCGACAGCGGCACGCUGCUGCUGUGCAGCGUGGACCACACAGCCAACCUGGCGCAGCUGCGCAAGCGACUGCGCCACGCCUUCCCCGGCGGCCCGCCCAAGCAGAGCACCAUUGUGCACGCCUCCAUCGCGCGCCUGCUCACCCCCAAGCAGCUGACCCGGGAGCAGAUAGACAGAGUGCAGGCGGUGUGCGACGCAUGGAGCGAGCGGCUGCGGGGCAUGCGGUUUGAUCCCGACAGGCUGUACCACAUCCAGGCAUGCGCGCUGGGAUGCGAGCGCACCUUUACGACUGUGGAGGGACCGCGGAUCCCGCUGCCCUUCAGGGCCAGCGGCGGCAGCGGCAGCACGGCGCGGUGA
Chlorella variabilis is the source of this 1167-nucleotide messenger RNA. RefSeq lists its product as hypothetical. The record is from RefSeq and is a predicted model, not a curated record. NCBI's taxonomy places the organism in Eukaryota, Viridiplantae, Chlorophyta, Trebouxiophyceae, Chlorellales, Chlorellaceae. The transcript is spliced from 12 exons. The coding region runs from base 1 to 1167 and encodes 388 amino acids.